Morone saxatilis (striped sea-bass) is the source of this 1360-nucleotide messenger RNA. RefSeq lists its product as uncharacterized. Lineage: Eukaryota; Metazoa; Chordata; Actinopteri; Moronidae. Bases 65 to 1360 code for a protein of 431 amino acids. The record is from RefSeq and is a predicted model, not a curated record. The transcript is spliced from 8 exons.
GAAAGUUUUUUUUUUUUUUUUCGUCCUGAUUCCGCACAAAACUGCAAUAAGUUGGCUGACAGCCAUGUCCAGCGGCUGUAAGCUGAAGCCCAGGUGCUUUGGGAGCGACAUCCACAGACUGCUGCUGGCUGCUGAAGCUGGUCAGAAGGCUGACAUCCUGACCUACUCCUCAGGUCAUCUGGGGCCCCGCAGCCUGAACCAGAGUCAGCCUCACAGGGAGAAAAAGCAGCCUUUCUGGAGGGCGUCUCAUAGCCAAGAAGAAACCCCAAAGCCUCUGACACUCCAGCAGACACAGACAAAGGCACUGACCUAUGUAAAGAGGAAAGAAAUGAAAGAGUCUCCCUCUGAGUUCUCCACUGGCGCGGCUUUAUUAGAGUCUGAAGGCUUGAGGUCAAGACCAGAUCAGGCUACUGAUCGCUCAUCACAUGCAGACAGGAGAGAAGAUAUAUGUCUACCUAAGAUAAUUCAUUGUUCCUCAAACUCUUUGCCUGUCCAAGCGAAAGCCUUUUCCCAGAAAAAGUCUAGCUCUUCAUCUGAUCCAAAGGGGAAACAGCAAUUUAGCCCGAGCCGCUCUGACCAGGAAGGCCUGAAUAAUGAAGGCCAGAUAAAGACCAAACAACGGUUUGGCAGGCAAGUCAUAGCCAAGCAGGACGUCUGGGGUGGAAUAAAUGUUGCUGAAAUGCAUGAGAGGAAAUUACAAAAGGAGCUGAAGAAGUUGUCAGUGCAAAGCUGGCCCACCAGAGACCGCCUUGUGGUGUUCAGUGACGUCUUUGAUGAUGUAUGUGAAGGCUCGCCAGUAUUUGGACGCAUCCUGAGGGAAAUUAAGACCGAUUACGAUUUGUAUGUCAACCACAUGAUGGCUUCCCAGUCAUCCCUACAUGAAAUGCCAAAUACUUCUCUCAGAGAUCUUGGCAGCAGCAAAGUAAGGGAAAUGGAGUUGGAGGAUGCUGAACAAGAGGUCUGCAGGUUGGAGCAGGAGGCCAGAAGAGCUCUGGAGGAGAAUAAACUAGUCCGAAAUCAAUUACAGAAUGUUCCAGCUAUCAUAGGCCCAGAGGACAGUGACAUGAAGAGUACAUCUCUGUCAGGGCUGCAGGACAGUGGGACUGCCAUCGGCUGCACCGGCUGUCUCCAGUCCAAGAGGCUUCAGGUGUUGAACAUGUGGAGGGAGAUCCGACAGCUGGAGGAAGAGAUUAAGGAGAAGCUUGUGUCCACUGCUACAACCACAAGCACAGAAAGGCACAUCAAAGACAUAAAGACAGAGAUAAUGAGACUGAUAGCCACAAAUGACCGUCUGAAGACCACAAACAAGGCAUGGGAGUUUGACCUCUUUCCUACCAUAUCAUCAUGUUACAGAUUUUAA